Messenger RNA from Acipenser ruthenus (sterlet), 8469 nucleotides. Its product is annotated as glucose-fructose oxidoreductase domain-containing protein 1-like. The record is from RefSeq and is a predicted model, not a curated record. Gene Ontology annotation, molecular function: nucleotide binding. The transcript is spliced from 2 exons. The coding region runs from base 531 to 1703 and encodes 390 amino acids. Lineage: Eukaryota; Metazoa; Chordata; Actinopteri; Acipenseriformes; Acipenseridae.
ACAACAGUGCAGGACUAGGUUGCAACAUUAAUCAAGAAACAUAAUGACACUCACCAUGUCUCAGACAUUGUAACCACAUUCUGCUUAGGCCAGUGGAAUACAAUGAUAUAAAAUAUUGUACAUACCAUCUGUUAAUUACCUAACGGUAACGGAGCCGAGUUUAUUAUUAUCUUAAAAAAAAAAAAAAAAGGGCGAUGCAGGAAUAACAUUAGGUGACAUAUCCUUCAUCAGCAAGAUGAGUACACAUUGGCAGCCAGACAUGGACGAUUAAACAUGCUGCAUCUACAAUUUAAUACGGCUAAGAGGAUGUUUUAAAAGCAGACGACGGCGACGAUUGUAAGUGGAAGUAGAAUGGAUCGGGUUCGAAAAUGCGGGGUCUCGGGUCAAUUUGUGCAGGUGGAUGGCUGACCUGAUGUUACAAGGUAUCUGUUGAAGCUUCCCUCUACUGCCGCGGUACUAUACCACUACGCUAUUAUGAGAACUGUGAGGACUUUGGAGUAGAAAUCAGUGAUCGGGGAGAGUGUAAAGUCAUGCUGCCCGGGGUUGGGGUGUUUGGCACCAGCUUGACUGCCAGGGUGAUCAUCCCCCUUUUGAAGAACGAGGGCUUCUCGGUGAAGGCACUUUGGGGACGGACCCAGGAAGAAGCAGAGGAACUGGCCAAGGAAAUGAAUGUGCCCUUUUACACCUACAGAAUAGACGAUGUCUUACUGCACCAGGAUGUGGAUUUGGUCUGCAUAAACCUCCCGCCUCCCCUGACAAGGCAAAUUGCAGUCAAAACGUUGGGCAUUGGCAAGAAUGUGAUUUGUGACCGAACGGCCACCCCACUUGAUGCCUUCCGCAUGAUGUCGGCAGCUCACUACUACCCGAAGCUGAUGAGCAUCAUGGGCAAUGUGCUGCGCUUCCUGCCGGCCUUCGUCAAGAUGAAGCAGCUGGCCGAGGACGGCUAUGUGGGGGAGCUGCUGGUAUGUGAGGCGCAGGUUCACAGUGGGAGUCUGCUGGGGAAGAAGUACAACUGGAGUUGUGACGACUUGAUGGGAGGUGGCGGGCUGCAUUCAGUGGGCACCUACAUCAUCGACCUGCUCACAUUCCUAUCAGGGCAGAAGGCAUCCAAGGUGCACGGCUUCUUGAAGACCUUCGUCAAGCAGACGGACCACAUCAAGGGCAUCCGGCAGAUAACCAGUGAUGACUUCUGCACCUUUCAGAUGGUCCUAGAAGGGGGGGCCUGUUGCACAGUCACCCUCAACUUCAAUGUGCCUGGAGAGUUCAGACAGGAGGUCAUCUUAGUAGGCACGGUGGGCAGACUCAUUGUCAGCGGGACUGAUCUCUAUGGCCAGAAGAAUGAUGCCUUCCAAAGGGAGCUUCUUUUAAAGGACUCCACUCCGCUGGGAAACACCUUGCUUCCUGAGAAGGCCUUCAGCGACAUCCCGUCGCCCUACAUCAUUGGCACCAUCCAGAUGGUGCAGGCUGUUCGACAGGCCUUUCAGGACCAGGAUGAUCGGCGCACUUGGGACAGGAGGCCGUUAACCAUGGCUGCCACUUUCGAGGACUGCCUCUAUGCCCUGUGCGUGGUGGACACCAUCAAGAAGUCCAGCCAGACUGGGGAGUGGCAGAACAUUGUCAUCAUGACCGAGGAACCGGAGCUCAGUCCUGCUUACUUGAUCAGUGAAGCCAUGCGGCGCAGCAGAGUGUCCCUCUACUGCUAACUUUCAGGAGGAAUUAAGGGAUAUAAACAGUUGUUACUGUAUAUACUGUAUGGCAGAAAAUAUAUGCAGUAUAUGUGUCACAUUAAGAUAAUGGGAGGAAUUUGAAUGAGUUAAAGAAAAAUACCACAGGCUGGUCUCAGCCAGUGGACAACUUGGUAUGCAAGAGGCUCAGGUUUGAUAAUCAAACUGUGUGAAAGAAGCUCUUUCCUGAAGCAUCUGGGGAAGUCUGACACAUUGGCAAAAUUUCUGGCAGGAAUGCUCCACUAUUGAAGUAGGAUUGUUUAGUGUUGCUUUAAUACCCCCAAAGGGUUUACUGAUAUGGAUAUGUGUGGUUUGUGGCUCAAGUUCAAGUAGCAAAUUAAAAGAGCAAUUCCCCUUUUAGUGUUUCAGAAUCAACCUCAUCCCCUUCAUCUGUGAGCUUGCACUAAGCAAUCAAAAACACAUAAUUCGGGUAGUUUUAAAUUGGCAAGGGAUAACAAAGGUUCCAGAGGUACAGCACUUGCACUUCUCUCAACAGUGAAGGUUAUCUGCUCUUGAGUUGAACGGUUAACCCAUGGCUAUAUUCACUAAUACACAGGAAACAAAGAAUAUGUGAAAUCGGGCUUAUUGUCCUAUUACAAUAGAUAUCUGUGGGGUCAUUCAGAUCAUUUUAGACAUUUAAUGAACAAUUAUCUAUGGCACAGUUCUCAAUGUCAUAUAAAUCUCAAGUAAAAUACAUUUCCUUUGAAAGCAUUUAUUGUUACCUUUUUACAUUUAAUUUUCAAGUAAAUUGCAAUUUUCUUCUAUACAAAAAUGAAAUAAACAUACAAGAGUUUAGAAGGGUUUCAACAGAAGCUUUUAAAUACUAUUCAUUAUUCAGUCCAUGCUUAUGGAAAUGAAUGGCUAACAUUUAUUGGCAUGUUCACUAAUAUCUAAUAAAAGGUUUAAUUCAGUAUGAGGCACAUAUACCUGCACCAUAUGGGGUGCUUAAGACUAGACAAGAACAUGCAGCCUUCAGCAGUGCAGCACAUUGUUACAACCACUAGGAUCCUACUACUCUUAGUGCCUCUCCAUUACCUCAAGGAUCAAGAUUCAUUGAUCCUAUUAAUAAACAUGGUAAUCCUUACGAGUUACUCAAAAAAUAAAGGACUUACCAAAUUAAGUAGAAGGGUUAUAUGAUGAUCUCUCCUGUGCAUUUGGAAUAGGUGUUUCCAAAUGGAAAGAAGAGUAGUUUUGUAGACCCCUCUGAAGUCAUGCCUAGUGGACUGAUAUAUUGUAGCAGAUUCACUGCAGCAUUAGAAUUUACCCAUUUUGGGUAAAGAUUAUAUGGAGUUUUAUUUCUUAUGUGAUUUCUACUCACAGCUCAUUUGCUACCCCCUGUAUCGUCUUGCCCAGGGAUGAGUCACUUCCCCUUGUGUUGCCUUAAAAUCCUCCCAGCUGUUAAAUAUGGUAGAAACAAAACCACUAUUGGAAACUAGGAAUGCAAAUUUCUAAACAGACAGGUUGCCGAAUGGUUGGUGACAAAAUAAUGUAAAAUAUUACCAGGAGGGCUUUACGUCCGUUACAGGGUAUAAAUCCCUUGACCUCAUGAGAUUAAAAACAUCAUGUUAGUUGUCCCUCCUAUCCCUGGUGUACUAUUGAAUUAUACACUUAAUAGUUUUACAUCAGUCAAGCAUACGGUUCAUCAGCUGUGCUUUUCCAUAUAAAUUCUAAAUUCUGACUUCUUAGUUCAAGGGUUCCAUUAAGAUUUAAAAUCACAUGACAUUGCUAAGAAGCUAAGGUUUUAAUAUUAGCUUCAAUCAAUCAAACUUACAUUUUUCAGUCAGUGAUUUCAAUGAACCUGGAUUCUGUUUUAAAUUCAGUUGUCAGAUUGAAGAGCUGUACAAUUCAAAAUGUCAAAGAGCUUUUCACUAGAAGGGUAUUUUCUUUUUUGCUUCGGCUUUUUCAGCUGAUUACAUGCGUAUUUUUUUAAAGGUUUCUUAUGAUGGAGCACAGCAGCAAGGCAACACCAUGCCUUCUCCAAGUGGGAACCUUAACUGCUAUACAUUUAGCAUAUGGAGAACUUAUUAGGUGCAGUCUUUAUCCAAUUGAUAAUGGAGUGCAUGAAAUAAAACUGUCUUUGCUUAAAAUGUGCCUCAGAUUAAAUCUGUUGUUAAAGGCCAGAAUUUAAGUAUUUUGCUUGACCAUGAAGUCCUUUUAGUAGAGGGAGGCAUUUGGUCUUGCAUGCUUCCAAUCAAACACCAUUUAAAAUCUUUCAUCCAUAUCAAAUCAUUUUUAAUAUACUUUUUUUUGUGUUGUUAGAUAAGCCCUUAAACUCCAAUAAGUGUGAUGGAAAUAUUGACAUUAUAUUAGGGCAGUAUGUUAAUGGAACUUUUUAAAAACUUGAAGGGAAGGGGAACAUUACAGCUUGAAUCAGUGAACUACUGCAUUUCCAACCAUGGGCAGCACUUAAGCAUGUACUCCCUGAUAAACAAAGGGAAUGUAUCUAUAAAAACAAAUGGUUCCCUAUUGUAAUUAUAUAUUUAUGCAGGAUGCAUCUUGAUGAGAUGCAACAUGCCACUUAUAGAAUAAGAGGCUAGGUCCAGUGGUUAAAGAAAAUGGCUUGAUAAAUAGGUCCCCAGUUCAAAUCCCGGCUCAGUCACUGAUUCGCUGUGUGUGACCCUGAGCAAGUCACUUAACAUCCUUGUGCUCCGUCCUUUGGUUGAGACGUAAAACCAAAGUCCUAUUGUAAGUGACUAUGCAGCAGCAGUUGUUGAUGCAUAGUUCACCCUCUAGUCUCUGUAAGUCACUUUGGAUAAAAGCGCCUGCUAAAUGACUAAUUAUAAUAAUAAUAAGGUGAAACUUUUUAAGGUAGGGUUACCAUGUGGCUCCAGAUUAACCGGACGCUGUGAGACAGAACAGGAUUUCAAACUUGCCCCUAAAUUGAAAUAAAUGAAGGUGUAAAUGAACCAUCCUUAGCUACAAUUAAGAAUGGUGCUUAAAUACCUGCAUGCGCGUCAAAUAAUUGUAUUAAACUAAGAAUGAAUUGCAGCCAGUCGCUAUUUUUUCUGUUUGUUAAAAUUCAAUCGGCCAUAUUAUUCUGCAAAUACAAUCACAUCAUCAUCUCGUUGCUCUAUCGAUAAAUUAGCUAUUCGUUCAUUAAGAUCUGAUCAGAAGCAGCUGAUCAGUGUGAAUUGUUUGCUGCGCCCAUGCAAUUCCACCACAGCAGGAUUAAUCUCAGCAAAGGUGGAGCUCAUUUAUACGUGAAUUACUUUCAAUUUAGGGGGAAUUUUGAAAUCCCGGUCUGUCUCAAAGCGUCCGGUUAAUCUGGAGCCAUAUGGUAAUCCUAUUUAAGGUGCUGUGACAACAAAAAUGGAUUAUCAUACAAAUGGUGUAUUUGUGAAUCCACUCUGUUGUUCAAUCUCAUCAUAAGGAUUUCACCUCACACAGUCCCCUAGCACUAACAUGGAGCACUGAGCACUGGAGCUCAUGUUCUGGCCUCGAGUGGAGAGUGCUGUCUUUUGAGUUACUAAUACUUUUUGUUGAAGCACAGUAGUCCUUGCAAGAGUCUCUAUGAAAGUGCUGACUAGGCCCAGCUCUGCUUAGCUUCUGGUCUCAAAUAAGGUGGGAAUAUAAGAUAUACUAAGGCUUAAGGCCUCAGAUUGCAAAGAAAAAGCAAAGCCCCUGCACAGUACUGAAAAGAAUAGAGCAACUAUCCCUGGUACUCUAUGCAAAAUUCCCCAAAGAAAUGUUGCCCUUCUUUUAAUUUAAUCAUUUUAAAUGUACAUACAUGAGUGGCAUGAGCCAACCUUCUCUGCAAUACAUCUCAAGGGUAAUGGGGCCUCUAUGGAAAUGAGCAUGAAUACUUAAAGGGCUAAACAGAACAGACCUCUUCAGAUUAUCUUUCUGAUGCAUGGCUUUCCCUGUUGCCAAUGCAGAAGGGGCAGCAAAAGUUGUGCCGUUUACCUGCUUUACAAAAGGGAUUAGAGAUGGCCUCUUGGAGGAUAAACAGCCGUGAAUGUGUCAAGGUUUAACAGUCGGAGCAGUGCUUAGGGAAGUAUGAACAAUUAGCAAUAAUAUAUGUACUGCUGAGAGUACCAAAUUAAGAACUACAUUUAACUGUAUCAAUAUACCUAUUUCAGGCACAUGACUGAAGCAGGGGAAGGGGGCAUGUAGCACUUUCAUUAAGAGGAUGUCUAUCUCAAUCUGCUAAUCUGUGUUAUGAGUGCCAUGGCAAGUAAUUGAACUGCUACACCACCUCCAAAUGGCUAAAUUCAGGCACAGCAUGUCUGUGCUAUCAGUAGCUAUUACCUUAGCACUCUUAAGUGAGCACCUACAAAAAGUAUAGUUUAUGAGUACGGUUGCUAGUCUCCUAUUGCAAACAGUUUGGCAUCCUUCAUAAUCUCAUAAUUUAAAAUGAGACAGGAGUUCUUACCAAAUCUCGUUAAAGUUGGUAACAACUCAAUGAUUACUUGUAUGGAGGUAAGCAUAGACAGCUUACACGGUCUGAAACCUGCAGUCUUCCAUUAUGCUGUUUAAAGCUCCUUUAGAACACACCCCUUUUAAUAAAGUGUUGCAAGUCUACCUUCAUGUUGUUAUUUACAAUAUGAUGCUCAAGCAAUGCUUGCUGUACUGCUAAGCACUACCCAGAUAUUGCUUGUUGCAUGUCAAAUAAGUUUCAUUAAUUAGAAAAAAAUUAUAAUAAUCUACUGUAUGGUAUAGUACCUUAUUAGUUUAUGUUAGGCAUUGAAUAAUUAAAGACCCAGUGGAUAAUAAAGUAUGUGUCUACUGGGAUUUCAUGGAGAUAGGAGGUAGGAAAAGUUAACAUUGAAUCCAGUCUUUGUUCUGUGGCUGUGCACUGAUACAAAUGAUGCCAAGUUCAAACUUAAUUCUGUGACGUUACGGAAUACUUGAAAAAAAUAUUUUUAUAAUAUAAAGGCUUUUUAAUGUAGAUGUGAAAUUGGUCAUGUUUUUUUUAUUAUUAUUUAUUGAGCCGCAAAUGCUUUUGACUACUUUUAUUUGAAUCUUUUUAUUAUGACAGAAAUGUUGCAACACAACAGUGGCUUCUUCCACAAAUAAAGUGGAAUAUAGAAAAAAAUAUUACAUAUGGAACAGCUCAGAUGGCUGUGAUCUUUUCGCAUGCUGGUAUAUUGUAGAGGAUAGGAUGAUAAAUAAUUCUUGCAUGAUUUCAGAUCCUUGGAAGAGUGUAAAUUUCAUUAAAAUAAUUGUUGAUGGCAGUCACAGUAAUGCAGAGCUACUGUAUAGACAAGCUAUGCAAAAUAUAUGUACAGUGUAUAGUGCAAUACAGUGUGCACAGUAUGGCACUAUUCUCUUCAUUAGGCAUCUCUUAUCAUUUUCUAUGAAAAAGGCACCAUUGUUUUAAUGGUCGUUUUUUUGAAGCUGUAGCAAGGAAAAUAUAUCGAACGUUCCUUCCUUGUCUUUUAAAGACAAUAUAUGGCAAACAUUUAAUUUAAUUUAAUUAAUUAAUUAAUUAAUUAAUUAAUUAAUUAAUUAAUUAAUUAAUGUGUAUAUGUGUGUGUGUGUGUAUAUAUAUAUAUAUAUAUAUAUAAAUAAAAAGUCCUUCUGAAAAGCCAAUGUCUGAUCACACGUCACACAUUUUCAAAGAUCUGAGGUUAUGCAAGAAAUAUUUGACACGUGGAACUAAAUUCCACAUCUAUAUUGCACCCCUUGACCCUAGGGGAAUACUGCUACACUAAGGUGCUGUACUGUAAACUGUAUAUAUGUGUUGAGAGGCAUUCUAGCUAUGGAGUACAAGUUUAAUAUGCUCCAAGAGCACUGGGAGUGACAAAACUGCUAGAGGGCAGUGUACAAUAUAUAGCAGUAAUUUCCUGACAAAAAAUUACGAUCCAACUUUAACUGUGUGUUGCCUGAUUCAUGUUAAACAAAGCUAGCAACUCAUUACCAUUUUUUUUUCUUUUAACGGAUCAAGAAUACUGUUAAAUUAAAAAUCAACAUGCCUGUAUUCAGACUAGAAUGUAAAUACAUACUUAGUAAUGUGUAGUUUAGAGAGGUGGUAUAGACUUGUGUAAGUUUAAAAACAUUACCAUAGAAUGCCAUAGAAUAAAGGUUUGGCUAGAUAAACUAGCAACAGUUUGUGUUUAUGCUAAAGGAGUACCAUAUGUGAUGCACUUCUGGGACAGGAAUAUUUCUUUGUAGAUGCUAUCCUUUUAAUGUUUAAAGUCUGGAUAAGCAGCAGUUUAUUUAAACAGUGAUAAUGUUAAUUGGUCCCACAAUUAUCCUCAACAGUAUAUGUGGCCUUGUGAAUGCAUUCUGCCAUUCAUUGUGUUUAUGAAUGCUGCCCCCAACAGUUCCUGUACUGUUGUUGAAGAACUGGAUUCAUUUUGUUGCGGUAUUGUUGUUAUAUAUAUAUAUGUAUUUACGGUAUUGUAUUUUAUGUAUAUUGUUGAUGCAUGGACAUAUGUAUAUAUUUGAAAGAAAACAAAAUAUUUAUCAAGAUAGAGAAUGUACUGUAGGAAUAUAAAGUAUAUAUUUUAUAUAAUGGAGAUAGUGUUUUAAAUGAUAACAAGAAAAACAUUUUUGUUUGUUAUUAGACAAAAAAAUGUGCUGUACGACUGUCUUCAGUCUAACUACCUUGUACAGACUAGUUCCAUGACCUACUCUAUCUACUCUGUGUCCUCCUUGUUUUGUUGCUGUAACCUGCAUCCCUGCUUUGUAUUGCUUGGGGAAUGUGGUUGUUUUGAUCUAAGCUAUGUGAAGGUUGCAACAUGGUUUGCAACUGUAGCAGUUCUUAUUCAAUGCUUUAUGAAAUAAAUAAUACAAAAACACA